AUGGCGGCGGUGCUGCUGAUAUGGGGCGCUGUGACGAUCCGGGAGCGUAUCGAGAAGGCGGCGGAGGAGAAGAGGGCGAAGAAGGAGAGGGAUGCGAUGCGGUAUGCCGAGUUGCAGGAGGAGACGGAGAGGAGGUUGAGUCUUAGGAGGAGCGAGAGUGGGAAUCAUACUGUGGUUGGGAAGGUCGUCGAUGCUGAAGAAGAAGAGGAGGAGGAUGAUAGAUGGUGGGAGGAGCCCUCGAUGCGAGUGCCGGUCCAUGAGCCCCAGUCUCAACCUCCUGCGGCGGCACGUAGUGGUGGCGUUGAGGUCAGGCGGGAAAGAGAGGAUGCGAUAACUGAGAAGAAGAGUUCGCGUCGGAGACGAGGGAUUAAGAACUUCUUGCGGCCGACACCUGCGUAG
Fulvia fulva is the source of this 399-nucleotide messenger RNA. RefSeq lists its product as uncharacterized. NCBI's taxonomy places the organism in Eukaryota, Fungi, Ascomycota, Dothideomycetes, Mycosphaerellales, Mycosphaerellaceae. The record is from RefSeq and is a predicted model, not a curated record. The coding region runs from base 1 to 399 and encodes 132 amino acids. The transcript has a single exon.